UUUGUCGUGAUAUGCAAUUUGCAAACGACAACACCCACCAACGACGAUGAGUGGCGUACCAAAGUUCACGGACAAGCAGCUCAAGGAGUUUCGCAUGGCCUUUGACACAUUUGACAAGGAUGCAGAUGGCAAAGUAGACUCGGAUUCGUGUUGCCGUGCAAUGCGCGCAUGCGGAAUCCCGCUCACCGUGAAGGAAGUGCAGGAGAUCACAACGGACCUUGACUUGUACUCGGACAGUGAAAUCAACUGGGAUGGUUUCCUUGCGUUAUUGGAACAGCACUGGAAGCCCAUCCCAACUAAGGAGGAGCUCGUCAAGGCGUUUCAAAGGAUUGACACGGAUGGCAGCGGCUCUUUGUCUGCAACCGAGCUGAAGCGAUACCUCACCAACAUUGGUGACCCUCUCAGCGAAGACGAAUUCAAAGAGCUGCUGAAGGACGUGGACCAGGACGGUGAUGGAGAAGUGUCGUUCAAGGAGUUUGUGGACCUCAUGACAUCUGGUGUCACAUACAAGGACUAUUGAGCAGAUGGCAGGAAACCGCGCGUGCUCUUCCUGUGCUUUUCACUCUGUUGUUGCUCCCACUGCUGCCGCUGUCGUUGCAGCAGCAGCAGUUGCUCAGGAGAACCUGUGUCGUGUCGCUUGCCAUCCACAUCCUCACAUUUGUGCCAUGUCUCCGCUGCAUUUCUUCUUUGCUUCUAUGUUACCUUUCCUUAUCUGCAGCAGCUUGCGCCUUUGCUUACACUUGCUUUUCUUCCUUGCCCUAUGCAUUGUGAUGCUUGCAUGUGUGUACAUGUGGAGACGUGCCCUCACCAUCCCCCGCAUGAUGCUGCAGCCGUGUGCUGAGCAUUGCCGCCGCUUGUUUUGCUGUGUAUGGCCGCGUGAUGCGACGCGUGCAACAAACAACUCUCUUGGGCACCCCAAUACAAAAAUAAAACGUGAACCCACAUGGGUGGGUCCUGAAGCUUUCA
Molecule: messenger RNA, 966 nt
Organism: Salpingoeca rosetta
Lineage: Eukaryota; Choanoflagellata; Craspedida; Salpingoecidae
Exons: 5
Coding region: 47-520 (157 amino acids)
Cellular component (GO): myosin II complex
Molecular function (GO): calcium ion binding
Source: RefSeq, a predicted model, not a curated record